UUGUAUUCCCGCUAGCCUUGAUAGAAUACUGGAAAGCAACCAGAUGGAAUUCAGCACUGGCUUCUUAACAGAUUCCGCACAUUUUAAAUUGUAUCGCACACAUUUUUUAGCGGACUUUGCUGGCAUUUACAAGCCCUGGCGUGACUACAAAGGCCUGUGAAGCCGGGACAGAAGAAGACAUCUAAAGACCCAACAUCUUCCCACUGUCCCAAGGCGAGUGUGUGUCCAUCAUGCCGCUGUUUGGUAAAUCCCACAAGAGUCCAGUGGACAUCGUCAAGACCCUGAAGGAAAACAUGGCCAUCCUGGUGAAACAGGACAAGAAGACAGACAAGGCGUCUGAUGAGGUGUCGAAGUGUCUGGUGUCCAUGAAGGAGAUCCUGUACGGCAGCAAUGAUAAAGAGCCUCACACAGAGACGGUGGCCCAGCUGGCCCAGGAGCUGUACAACAGCGGGCUGCUGCUGUCGCUGGUGGAGAACCUGCAGGUCAUCGACUUCGAGGGCAAAAAGGAUGUGUGUCAGAUCUUCAACAACAUCCUGAGGAGGCAGAUCGGGACGAGGAGUCCCACCGUGGAAUAUUUCUGCUCCCACCAAGAUGUGCUCUUCAUCCUGCUGAAAGGGUACGAGACGCCCCAGGUAGCGUUGAAUUGCGGCAUCAUGCUGAGGGAGUGCAUCCGCCACGAGCCGCUCGCCAAGAUCGUGCUGCAGUCGAAUGAUUUCAACAAGUUCUUCCACUACGUGGAGAUGUCCACCUUCGACAUCGCCUCCGACGCCUUCGCCACCUUUAAGGAUCUCCUGACAAGACACAAAGUGCUUGUGGCUGAAUACCUGGAGCAGCACUACGACUCUGUGUUUGCAGACUACGAGAAGCUGCUGCACUCUGAGAACUACGUCACCAAGCGGCAGUCUCUAAAGCUGCUGGGCGAGCUGCUGCUGGACAGACAUAACUUCACGGUGAUGACGCGCUACAUCAGCAAGCCGGAGAACCUGAAGCUGAUGAUGAACCUGCUGCGAGACAAGAGCCCCAACAUCCAGUUUGAAGCCUUCCACGUCUUCAAGGUUUUCGUAGCGAACCCCAACAAGACGCAGCCCAUCAUCGACAUCCUGCUCAAGAACCAGACCAAACUAAUCGACUUCCUGAGCAACUUCCAGAAGGAUCGCACAGACGACGAGCAGUUCAACGACGAGAAGACCUACCUAAUCAAACAGAUCCGGGAUCUGAAGAAACCGGCCUCCUAGAGAAGCCCCUCAACGCCAACUUUUUACCGAUAGGAUUAAAAAAAACCACAUUAACAAUAACGGUUACUCUAUUUCAGAAAGAAUCUUCUCUUUGUUGGUUCAUUUGAAACUCGUGCAACAGUAGUUCUCAAUCACUGAUCUUUCUUUUUGUAAAUGUUUCUCAUGAGAUCUUUGUUUGUUUGUUUUCCAUCUGUAGCAUGUAGCGCCACAGCUCAUAGUGUCGAAGGCAUUCGCUCUUCUGGGAGAACCAGCGCUUAAAACACAUUUUUGGAAAGCAAUCUCAGUCACCAGAUGCAGGACUGGUUUCUAACUGUUUAAAUGAUUAUAAUAAUGAAGAAUUCCUGCUUUUUUUUGUUUAUUUUAGCUGGGUUGACAUGAACCAUAUUCUCAGUCAUCGCUCAAAGCUUUGUUUGCCAAAUAGCAACAUUUAGCUGCUAAACGUCCUUCUUAUUGAACAGCCAAACUAAAUCAACAUCCUCACUAAAACACCAACAUGUUUUAACCAAUUAAACACGGGACAGGAUUAAGCAGAUCUUUAAACAUUAGGAAUAUACUACAAGAUAAAUACAUUUGAAUCAUCUCUAAUUGGUGGACCAAUCACAGCAGAGAAACAGCAUGGUAAUUAGCACGAUAGGGCCCCCUUUAAAGCUCUCCAAAACCCCACAGAUGUGGUGUAUGCGAGACUGAGAAUGGACGUUUUCGGAGACCUAGUUUUAGUGACUGUUGACCAAGAAUUGCAAACCUUAAAGAAGCAACUGCAGGAUAUUUAAUUUGAAAUGAAGGGCCUUCCUAAUCGACAUGCUAUCGGUACAGUUUCAAUCAUUUUGAUCACUGGUUCUCUUCGCUGGUGGCUGAGAGCACUUUCCGUUUGAGGAAUAAUAAUAUGUUAGUCUUAAGCUGAUCACUGUUUUUCACACUGCUUGAGGGUUGAUGUUUUUAUACAUAGUUUCUUGUCUUGUACAGUUUAUGGUUUGUACACCUGAAGUGAGUGCCAUUGUGAGUGAGUUUGAUUUGGAUCUGACGUUGGUGUUGGAAACCAGUGGGAAGAUUCAGAGGUGCCUUUUUGGUUUGGUGUGUUCUUCUUUUUGUAUUUCCAGUAUCUUUCUAGGGGGAGCUUAAUUAUUAUGUUAAUGACAAUAUGUGAUUGAGCAGUGAACCUCUUAACUCACUAUAUUUGAGUUACGCUGUUAUAGAAACCUGAUGUUAAAGCUGAUGCCAUCGUGCACAAACCAGGGCUUUACAGUUUCCGUUGAUUUAAUGUGCAAAUUACAAACCGUGUUGGCUAGAAAAUCAUCGGGGAACUUAUCGAGGAGUGAGGCGAAAGUGAGAACUGGGAAAUGUAACUGUGAAAAAUCGUAGUAAAAAAACUACUUCUACUUUUAAAAUGCUGUUGGUUUUAUAGUUGAGUAAUAAUGAACAUCCAUGUUUCCAUUUAGUCAAGAAGAAAGUUUGAGUUUAUUCCUCAAUUGAUAUUUGAUCUGCAUCCACAGGAGGCUUUAAUCUGGAAAUCAGGAAAAAUCGUUUUGCUUCAAGCUGUGACAUCAUCAUACUACACCACAAGAUAACAAGAUGCAAAAGUUGACCGACCAGUUUAACUUGAGCCAAACACACCAACGUUUUUAUUUACAAAACAAACCAUUUGCAACUCCACGUUAUCCUCUCUCAGCCUCCUUAUUUUCCACAUCGAUGCUAUUGUACCACAUUCACGACAAAUAAAAGGAUGGGAAUGCA
Messenger RNA from Eleginops maclovinus (Patagonian blennie), 2966 nucleotides. It is a transcript of the gene cab39l, whose product is annotated as calcium binding protein 39-like. The coding region runs from base 231 to 1235 and encodes 334 amino acids. Gene Ontology annotation, molecular function: protein serine/threonine kinase activator activity. NCBI's taxonomy places the organism in Eukaryota, Metazoa, Chordata, Actinopteri, Perciformes, Eleginopidae. Gene Ontology annotation, biological process: intracellular signal transduction. The transcript is spliced from 9 exons. The record is from RefSeq and is a predicted model, not a curated record.